UCAAAUGACGUGAGCUUUUCUGCAGGUGCAAGACGAACUGCUGCAUUAGUGCAAUAGAGGCUCCAACCAAAAUUGGUUUUAACGAUCAGGAAGUGGGAGCCUACAUCUUUUCAGUGGAAGACUGUCCAUUGUUACCUGCUGCACCUUAUACUAAUACUGACUUCAGAAAUAAACAUAUGGCUUCAGCUACAGAUGCCCGCUAUGGACAGAAAGAAUCGUCUGACCAGAACUUUGACUACAUGUUCAAGAUCCUCAUAAUUGGCAACAGCAGCGUGGGCAAGACCAGCUUUCUGUUCCGCUACGCUGAUGACUCCUUUACACCAGCUUUUGUCAGCACUGUAGGAAUCGACUUCAAGGUGAAGACCAUCUACAGGAAUGACAAAAGGAUCAAGCUACAGAUUUGGGAUACUGCUGGUCAGGAGCGAUACAGGACAAUCACCACUGCCUACUACAGAGGAGCCAUGGGCUUCAUCCUCAUGUAUGACAUCACCAAUGAGGAGUCCUUCAACGCUGUGCAGGAUUGGUCCACACAGAUUAAGACCUACUCCUGGGACAAUGCACAGGUGCUGCUGGUGGGCAAUAAAUGCGAUAUGGAGGACGAGAGGGUGGUGGCAUCAGAAAGGGGCAGACAGCUGUCAGAACACCUGGGCUUUGAGUUCUUUGAGGCCAGUGCCAAAGACAACAUCAACGUGAAGCAGACCUUUGAGCGUCUGGUGGAUAUAAUAUGUGAGAAGAUGUCUGAGAGCUUGGACGCAGCUGAUCCGGCCGUCACUGGGGCCAAACAAGGGCCACAGCUCACUGAGCAACCUGCAGCCUCUCACCAAGACUGCGCGUGCUAGAGGUCUCUUGUGCACCCCACCCUCAGGCACCCCACUACCCUCACUGUCUGACCCCACUGCUUACACCACCAGAAACUCGAGGAUGGGUCACACAGGCUCCCUUCCAUGAUCAAAGUCCUACAGUGUCUUCUGGCUUUGCCCUCUUUCACAUAACAGAAGGGAGGAAAGCUAGUCUUAAAGCUCCAGGAAACUUCUUUUUCCAAGGCCUGCUCAAAAUCCUGAAACCCUUUUUUGUAGUUUAGCUUUUAUCCAGUUUACCAUGUCUUUGUAUCAGCAUUUGUUAGGUGCUGGAAUUGCCAUAUCAAGUCUCUCUAGAAAAAACACAACAGGCAAGCUAUUUGGAAAGAGAUCAUUGGUUUUUUAAGUUUUAGACAAAACCCAGAGGACACUGUACACCUGAAUAUGUGUGACUUUAAUUCCCCUUAGUCUAAAGUACUACACUCUGUAUAUAUUAUUCUAGUGUACCAUUAUUUUGACUUGUCUUCAGCUCCCAAUAUUUAAUAUAUAUUUUUGCGUUUUUUUCCUUUAUAACUUAUUUGAAACUGCUUCUGCUAUGUUCUGUAAACAGUAGUAUAAAGAUUUCCUUUUUGUGGUUUUAUUGUGUAUAUAAAGAAAGAGCAUUAUAUAUCUAUAGAUAUACAUUUUUGAAAAUUAAUCAGGAAAUAUUAAGAUUAGUUAAAAAGAAAUAUACUAUAUGGAAAGCAUAUGUUGUAGAUUCCAUUACAUAGUGAAUAUGCUCUCAUCGUUUAAACCUGGAUUCUGUGGCUGACUAAAGUUUGUUGUGCAGUUAGAAUAUGAUAUUCAGUUGCCUGUUUAAACAACACUGUACAGGACAGUGAAAAAUUAUGAAACCAUCAUUUAUAUACAUUAAUCAUGAGUAUUACAAAAGUUUCAGACAUGAACAGGGGAGGCAUUAACACAUUAAAGUACAGUUUGGCAUGGGAAGAUGUCAGGUUAUUAGAGCACAUGCAGAAUUUAAGGUCUGCCUUGAUUACCAGUACUGUUUUUCUUACUGAGGUCAAUUUAUUUUGUUCCAUUUUAGCUUUCUUCCCAUAAGAAAAUUACUGUAUGUUGUUAUAAGCAUAGAGCAACUCAAAAUGACCCUAGUUAAAAUUAAUCUCCCAAAUAUAACAGAGUGCUUUGAACUGGGCAACACUGAAAGGAAUGACAGGGACUAUUCUGAGAAUCACGAGAAGACUGUUAGGUAACCUUUGUAGAACUCAGGCAAGCACACAUAGUUAUACAUUCAUAAAUAUACAUUUAUUUAAAGUAUUUUAUGUUGUGUUCUGUGACUAGAGAGCUCUCAUAUUAUUGGCCUCUGACUAACAGUCCAGUGUUGUCAAUACUUUCAAGACCCAAGUGCUCAUUCUGUCAGUAAAGGUAGAAGGUUCUGUGGCUCUCUUUGGUUGCAUUCCUUUAUUUCCUGUAAUAAAGGAACAAACUGCUACAGUUUUUUUUCUGAUUUUAGCAUUUGAUUGCAGAAACUUUGUUCUGCAUGUUUGUGAAGACAAGGGAUUCUCAGACAGUGAGCUUCUUUGGCUUUGGUUAGAUUGCUUUGGCACAAGAGCAUCCUGCCUCUAGGUGUUGUCAGUGACUGAAAAACGUAAGUCCCUUCAAUAUCUUUUAUGGUAUUAAAGCAUUGAGAAUCUACUGUUCUGACACUGUUUUUCAGUAAGUCGUAUCACAUUUGGUACUUUGCAUUACAGUGCUUGCAAUCUAGGCAAUUCCAAAUUCUAAGACUGUGACCAGAUUGUUGGGCAAAUUAAUAAUUAGUAUCCAAGCAAUAAACAAUGACUGUUAGCUCUUUCUUUCUACACCCCAGGCUUCUACACACUUAGACUCCCCAGGGAAGAAGUUGUGUUGGUAGACCUAAAUAAUAGUUGGUUUGUAGCCAUUUGUUGUCUUUUGUUUUAUUUAUUCGUUCUAUAUUUGUGCAUGUCUUGACGUUAAUCUAGGUGGAACAUCGGCUGAGACAUGGCAAAAGGCCUGUGAUGUGACCACGUGCCAAUCUGGGUUGUUCCCUGCUGCUGACGUGCAUAGUUUUAACAUGAACUACCGUGCGUAAUUUCAACAGGAACUAGACCAAAAUCUGCUGGUUUACAAAUGGCUUUCCGUAAUCUCAAAAAACUUGGUUACUGUACGGCUGUAUUAGUGCAUGUCAUGAAUGCUAACUGCCAACAAACCCUGUCCCUCUCCCUAGGUUGCCUGUUAAAAUUGUUUUUGUAAGAAUCUUUGAUGACACGCUUGUGAUGCAUCACACUGCUGGAGCUGAGGUCACCGAUACCGUAAUGGAACUGUAUUAACAUGACCGUGGUCUAAAGAAGCUUCUCUGAGCUGCAGUUGGGGCUCACCUUUAUGAGCAGAAUUGAGAGUUCAAGAAUUAUUUUUGUUACAUGUGUCCUCUAUGGUUGCCGUCUCAAUGGUCUUUCUGUAGGAUUUGUUCAGCUAGAGCUGUUCAGUUCAGGGGCAAAGUAAGAUUGUACCCAUGUCUUCAGCAAAUGU
Molecule: messenger RNA, 3341 nt
Organism: Scleropages formosus (Asian bonytongue)
Lineage: Eukaryota; Metazoa; Chordata; Actinopteri; Osteoglossiformes; Osteoglossidae
Gene: rab3ab
Product: RAB3A, member RAS oncogene family, b
Exons: 6
Coding region: 177-839 (220 amino acids)
Molecular function (GO): GTPase activity; GTP binding
Source: RefSeq, a predicted model, not a curated record